Gambusia affinis (western mosquitofish) is the source of this 976-nucleotide messenger RNA. RefSeq lists its product as uncharacterized. NCBI's taxonomy places the organism in Eukaryota, Metazoa, Chordata, Actinopteri, Cyprinodontiformes, Poeciliidae. Bases 452 to 745 code for a protein of 97 amino acids. The transcript has 2 exons. The record is from RefSeq and is a predicted model, not a curated record.
GGUCAAAACUCGGCUACUCCUCCGGCGGAACCUUUGUUCCUGUCCUUUGUGGCUACCCGGAACAUGACGCAGACGGACGGUUGCUAUGGGCAGCUGACGCUGUGUGGCGGCGCGGGGCUAACCGUUUGCUGCUAACGGAGCUAAAAGCCGUUUCAAAGGAGAAAAAACGUAAUUCAAACGUCAUAGUUCGGUCCGAUCGGAUGCUUGAUCGGAUUAGUUACGUCAGCGCGGCCGUACGUCACCUGUGACGUAUGCACGGUGGAAGAAUAGCUGCCAAAGCGCGAAGCUCAGCGUUUUAACGGUACGGCAGCCGGGAGGGACAUCCGGCAGAACCAUCAGGGUUCUGUUGGGCUUUGGGUCUCUGGGAGGAGCUGCAGGUCGCUGAUGGGUCGGAACCGAGCCACUGGGCUCCAGAACAGUCCGUGUCCUUCAUGGCGGUCCAGGGUUCAGCAUGUCGGACCGUGAGCCCGCUGUAGAGGAACCGGGUCCGACCGGUACCGCGACCCGGCCCGCUCUGGCGGCAAAGGCCCUGUCGGAACCGUUUGGCCGGCUCCGGUACCGGGACACGUCGCUGCUGAUCUGGCAGCAGCAGCAGCUGGAGCUCCGAACCGGACCGCCCGCCUCCUACUUGACCCGGAGCCAGUCCGCCUGGUACAGCAGCUACGGAAACCAGGCGGUACUGGUCCGGAACCGCACGGCCCAGCAGGGUUCCGAGGGCCAGUCCAGGAUUUGCAGCAUCAUGUAGAGCAGACCCAGGGCCCGCUUCGGCCCAAACCAUCAGAACCAGACCGGGGUUGGUCUGACAGACUCGGACAGGUGAUACACCCGAACCUCAGCUCCCUGAUCCGGUUUAAAGGUUCUGAUCCAGGUUACAGAAGGUUCUGUGUGGAUCAGCUGGUGAAGACUGACUGGGUUUGGACCGGACCAGAACCUAGCGUGACCUCUGACCUUCUGUCUAAUAAAUCCUGUUUCAGCA